AGAAGCGUUCAAGCGCUGUCAACAUCUUUCAAGGAGGACAGCCGUGCGUUUACAAAGAAAACAGCUGAAAUGUGCAGAGGAGGGGGCACAUUUUCGGUUUCCUGAGCGUGUUCCGGGUUUCGCUGGAUGAGAGACCAGUGUUUGUCUACAGUCUCAGAGAAGAACAGCGACGAAUGGACAGACACACUGACGGCGCUAGCUUUCUCUGAAAAGUUAGAAAAGUUAGUUUGUCGUUUGAACACAGAAAAGGACUUGUUAAAAUGGCAAGAGACUGCGUUGCAAGGAGCCUGGAUAACACUGACCUCUCUGCUUUACGGGACCCUGCUGGGAUAUUUGAACUUGUUGAGGUGGUCGGCAAUGGAACAUAUGGUCAAGUUUAUAAGGGUCGACAUGUCAAAACGGGACAGCUGGCUGCAAUCAAGGUCAUGGAUGUGACAGAGGAGGAGGAAGAUGAGAUCAAACUGGAGAUAAACAUGCUCAAGACAUAUUCUCAUCAUAGGAACAUAGCCACAUACUAUGGCGCUUUUGUGAAGAAAAGUCCUGCAGGUCAGGACGACCAGCUAUGGCUUGUGAUGGAGUACUGUGGAGCAGGCUCAGUUACAGAUCUGGUAAAGAAGACUAAAGGGAACUGUUUGAAAGAAGACUGGAUUGCCUACAUCUGUAGAGAGGUUCUUCGAGGUCUGUCUCAUCUUCACUCACACCAUGUCAUCCAUCGUGACAUCAAAGGGCAGAAUGUGCUGCUGACUGAGAAUGCUGAGGUUAAACUGGUGGACUUCGGUGUGAGUGCUCAGCUAGAUAGGACAAUUGGAAGGAGGAACACAUUCAUUGGGACACCAUACUGGAUGGCGCCUGAAGUAAUUGCUUGUGAUGAAAACCCAGAAUCUACAUAUGACUACAGAAGUGAUCUGUGGUCUCUGGGUAUCACAGCUCUAGAAAUGGCAGAGGGUGCACCACCCUUGUGUGAUAUGCAUCCAAUGAGAGCCCUCUUUCUCAUUCCUCGCAACCCACCCCCAAAACUUAAAUCCAGAAAAUGGUCUAAGAAGUUUCUGACCUUUGUGGAGAGCUGUCUGGUAAAGAACUACAUGCACAGGCCAUGCACCGAUACUCUUCUACGUCAUCCCUUCAUCAAAGACUUGAAUGAAAGACAAGUGCGCAUCAUGCUUAGAGAUCAUCUGGACAGAACUAGGAAGAAGAAAGGAGAAAAAGAGGGAACAGAAUAUGAAUACAGUGGAAGUGACAAUGAUGAGGAUGAAGUGAAUGAAGAUGAGGGAGAACCCAGUUCUAUAGUCAACCUUCCUGGAGAAUCCACAUUAAGGCGAGAGUUCCUCAGACUACAGCAGGAGAAUAAAAGCCGCUCUGAAGCUCAGAGACAGGUUCAGCUCCUCCAGCAUCAGCUUCAGGAUCAGGAACGUUAUAAGAAGCAGCUACUUGCUGAUAGACAGAGGAGGAUUGAGCAUCAACAGGAGCAGAGAAAAUUCCUUGAAGAUCAGCAGCAAAAAAGGCAGUUACAGGCAUUUCAGUGCCCAGAGCUUCAGGAACUGUUAUGGCAAGAAGAGGCUGAUCAUGAUGAAAGAAGCCUACAAGAGGAGAACGCUAAAUGUAAUGUCAAGAAACAGCCUGAAGAUUCUGGACGUCAAAGGGCUGAUGUGAGAUCCAGGCCUUUAGGUCCAUUUGCUGACCAGGGGAAGGCCAAACAGCCAGCCCAGCAGCAGCUGGCUAGAAAGAUCCACCGCACACUUCCCAAAGAUCAGACACAGCUGCUUUUGCUUCAGCACGACCACAGGCACAAGCAAAGGGAUGCCCAGAAGCCUGCUAGUGCCACUCCUAACUAUCUUGCCAGCAGCCAGCGUAAACUGAUGGAGGACAAAAUGAAAGCUUUGAAGAGCCAUCAUGCUAAUCUGAACAAAACAGAUGCAGGGUUUCCCAUGCACAACCAGUCAAGACUGAGCUCAGGAAGCAACUCCAGUCCCUGUACACCAGCCCUCCAGAGAGCUGCCAUUCAGAAUGCAAACUUGUGCUCAAGUCGAGAAAGUCAACUCAGUAACUCCAUGUCUGAUAUGGCUAGUCCUGGUCUGUCACCUACAGUUGAUGACGUAUUUUUCCCAUGUCCUAAGGAGCAUCCUCCUAAGGUACCAGAGCGUACAACUUCAAAAUUUUACUGUAAAGAGCUCAUGAGCCACCAUAGAACUACAUCACAUGGAAGUCUCCAGUCUCCUGAGGAGAAAAGGGUACUGUUCCCAGCUUCUCAUAGCAGCAUAAGCAGCGCUGAGUCAGGUUACCAUCAUCCAGAAAGUUCUUCUCACAGUCAUAUUCGGCAAUUCAAAAACUCUCCAGAUACAUGUUCAGGAACAUCAUUUAAAUAUCAGGACUUCCACCUGAGCCCUAGGCACAAGUCUCACCUCAGUCCAUUUGUAAAAGCCACAGAGUAUUCUUCUUCCAGUGAUGAGGUGGGGAGCAGUGAUGAUGACGAAAAGGCCAGGUCACCACUGAGUAAUGACAGGAGUAAUUUUUCCCAAAGAGCACCUGAACAUAUAGUUCUACAGCCUCACUGCAAUCUUAUUCCACAACGGGUGGGAGCUGGUAACAGUAAUAUUGGAUUGGAGUCAAAUGACAACUACCUUCUCCCAGACAUCUUGCACAAAAGUCCAAGCCAUGAGCCCCUAGGCCUGAACCAGAAUGACCUCAUCUGCCCUCAGUCUCCUUCUCAAUGGAGCCCUCAUUCCAAGAAACCACUUAAUGGCCAGCCAGCAAAGAGCAUUUCAUCUUCUUCAUCUUCCUUCACGCCAUUCAUAGAUCCUCGCUUGCUACAGAUCUCUCCACUUCAGAGCCCACAAGGAAAUAGUCAGAACAGUGUAAAGGCUGAACCAAUCAAGAGGCAGAACCACAGGAAAGGCUCAGUUGUCAAUGUGAACCCUGCCAACAUCCGUCCACAGAGUGACACACCAGAGAUACGCAAAUAUAAAAAGAAGUUCAAUGCUGAGGUCCUGUGUGCUGGUCUGUGGGGUGUGAAUCUCUUGGUUGGUACUGAGAAUGGUCUGUGGCUGCUGGACCGCAGUGGUCAGGGUAAAGUCUACUCACUCAUCACCCGCAGGCGUUUCCAACAGAUGGAUGUACUGGAAGGCCUCAAUGUGCUCAUAACUAUCUCAGGCAAAAAGAACAAGCUGAGGUUAUACUACCUGUCAUGGUUGAGGAAUAAGAUCUUGCAUAAUGACCCUGAAGUGGAGAAGAGACAGGGUUGGACAUCAGUGGGAGACAUGGAGGGGUGUGUGCACUACAAAGUUGUGCGUUACGAAAAGAUUAAAUUCCUGGUUAUUGCCUUGAAGAAUGCUGUAGAAGUCUACGCAUGGGCUCCUAAGCCAUAUCACAAGUUUAUGGCUUUCAAAUCAUUCACCUCUUUGCCUCAGAAGCCACUGUCCGUGGAUCUGACUGUUGAAGAUGGACAGAGGCUAAAGGUCGUCUAUGGAUCAGUAUGUGGGUUUCAUGCAAUCGAUGUCGAUUCUGGAACACCCUAUGACCUGUAUCUGCCCACACAUAUCCAAGGCUCAAUCCGUCCUCAUGCCAUAAUAAUCCUGCCCAACAGCAGUGGGAUGGAACUGUUGGUUUGCUACGAGGACGAAGGCAUCUACAUCGACACCUACGGCCGCAUCACCAAGGAGACGGUGUUGCAAUGGGGAGAGAUGCCUGCUUCUGUUGCAUAUCUUCAGUCAAACCAAGUCAUGGGUUGGGGAGAAAAAGCCAUAGAACUGAGAUCAGCUGAAACUGGAAAUUUAGAAGGAGUCUUCAUGCAUAAAAAGGCCCAGAAACUCAAAUUCUUGUGUGAGAGAAAUGACAAGGUCUUUUUUGCCUCUGUGCAGUCAGGAGGCAGCAGUCAGAUCUACUUCAUGACGCUGGGACAGAACUCACUCUUCAACUGGUGAUUUCUUAGAUUUGAGAAAGAGCUUUGCUCAGGGUAGAAUGCUUCAGAAGAUUUAAAUAAAGUAUAAAAAUGCAAGAAUCAUUCCCCAAA
This is a messenger RNA of Pygocentrus nattereri (red-bellied piranha), 4006 nucleotides long. RefSeq names its product mitogen-activated protein kinase kinase kinase kinase 4. Lineage: Eukaryota; Metazoa; Chordata; Actinopteri; Characiformes; Serrasalmidae. The transcript has 32 exons. Bases 261 to 3917 code for a protein of 1218 amino acids. Gene Ontology annotation, molecular function: protein kinase activity; ATP binding. Gene Ontology annotation, biological process: protein phosphorylation. The record is from RefSeq and is a predicted model, not a curated record.